Spodoptera exigua (beet armyworm) is the source of this 449-nucleotide messenger RNA. The record is from the annotation of a GenBank genome assembly. Lineage: Eukaryota; Metazoa; Arthropoda; Insecta; Lepidoptera; Noctuidae.
CAAGAUUCCUCGACGUAGUCACAACAACAAAAACAAUCCCUUCAAAAUGUUCGUGAAGUUCGUCGCACUCCUCGCUUUGAUGGCUGUCGCCAACGCCAGCGACCAGUCUAGCUUCGCCUACAGCGUGGCGGACCCCUACACCGGUGACUUCAAGCACCAGAUUGAGAACCGCGUGGACAACAACGUUGCCGGUCAAUACUCGCUUCUGGAGUCUGACGGCACCCGCCGCACUGUGGACUACGCCGCUGGUGCUAAUGGAUUCAACGCUGUCGUACGGAAGGACCCCGCUCUCAUCGCCACCGCCCCCGCCAUCUCCUACGCUGCUCCUGCCAUCUCUUACGCUGCUCCUGCUAUCGCUGGCCCCAUCUCCUACGCCGCUCCAUACGCCUAUGCCAAGUUCGGAAACUUCUAUGGAUCCCCCUUCCCAUACGCCCGCUACUUCUAAACCU